UCAAAGGAAGAAUCCUCAAUUAACCUGAAGAUUUUAUAGAUCUGAAGGAUUUGAAAAGUCGGAAGCAGUUGAAGAAGUGAACGGUUUCGGGGCUCGAUCUGGCCCCCUGUGACUAUUAUCUCUUUCCAAAGCUCAAAAACCACUUCAGGAGGCGUCGCUUUUUAUCGAAUUUUAUUCAAUGGCAUAGCGUUAUUGGAGAAAUAUUGGAACAAGUGGGUUAAUGGCAAAAAAUCUUAUCUCUUGCUCGAGCCCAUAGUUUUUCAGGGAAAUAAAUUAAAUUGAUUUAGGCUUGGAUUCAAACAUGAAAAAUCAAACAUUAAAAAAGCAUCCUCAAAUUCAGGGGUAGGGGUUGCUCUCGGGGUUGAAGUUAAAAUCUUUAGGUGCGCACAUGAAAUGCUUUUGAUUUAAAUGUAAAAGAAAAUAUCAUCAGAAUAUCCUCCAGGAUCAAGAAAUUUUAAGAUUUUUACAGCCCUUCCCAAGAGAUUUGCUUUGUCAAGGCAAAAAAGAUUGAUUAUUAGAACUGAAUCCUUGAAAAUGCACAAAAAUUCAUAAACCACGUGCGGCCGAUAAAACAGUGCACUGAACCUUCACUUCACUGUGACACCUGAAUUCUAACCUCCCACAAGAAAACGAGCUGUAACUUCGUCCGUAACCCAAAGAAAAAUGUUUCGUCUUACGCGUACGCUUAACCGUCUAAAAAAAGUGAGUGUAUUGCAUAACAACGUACGCGAGCAAAGUGUGAUGACCCAGAAAUUGAUGUACACAGAAUACGGCGACCCCAUGAAGGUUUUGCGCAAACACAACGAGGAGAUAAACGACAAUGUGAAGCCGGACGAAGUUUUGGUGCGUAUGCUCGCUGCGCCUAUUAAUCCGGCCGAUAUCAACACCAUCGAGGGCAAGUAUCCGUCGAAACCUGUGUUGCCGGCCAUCGGCGGGGGUGAAGGUGUCGCUGAGGUUAUCGACGUCGGUUGCGAGGUUCGCAAUUUCGCCGUGGGAGAUCGUAUUGUGCCUCUCAAGCCCGGGAUGGGUACGUGGAGGACUCACGCCGCUUUGUCUCACAAUUUCGUCUACAAGGUGCCGAAGAAUUUGGGUAUUGUGGAGGCGGCGACGCUGACGGUUAAUCCUUGCACAGCUUACCGCAUGCUGAGGGAUUUCACGAGCCUGAAGCCGGGAGAUUGUGUCAUUCAGAAUGGGGCGAAUUCCGCCUGUGGGCAGUACGUCAUACAGAUUUGUCGCGUUUGGGGUUUGAGUACGGUUAACAUUGUGAGAGAUCGCGAGAAUGUCGACGAACUAAAACGCUCUUUGUUGGACCUGGGAGGCACACAUGUCGUCACCGAAAGCGAGUUGAGGAAAACGAACCUGUUCAAAAGUAAAGAGUGCCCCUGGCCAAAGUUGGGUCUGAACUGCGUUGGAGGGCAGAGCGCCCUCGAGCUGAUGCGUAACUUGGCGCCUGGUGGCACCAUGGUAACCUAUGGAGGAAUGUCUAAAGAACCCGUGACCGUUCCCACUUCCGCUUUAAUUUUCAAAGACAUUAAAGCGGUAGGCUUUUGGAUGACCAGGUGGACUAACGAACACUUCGAUUCCGAAGACAGAAGCGAAAUGCUAGAGGAGUUGGUCACGAUGAUGACCAAAGGUGAAAUUCACGGUCCCGCCUUUCAAAUGGUCAACUUCAAGGAGUACGAGCGGGCUUUAUCGACGAUUAUUGGCGGCGGAGGGAAAUUGGGAAAGAAGAUUAUUUUAGGUUUCGACAGUUGUUGAUUUGUAUAAACUCGUCUAGAAAAUACAAUUGAUUGAUUUCGUUUUCAA
Molecule: messenger RNA, 1806 nt
Organism: Photinus pyralis (common eastern firefly)
Lineage: Eukaryota; Metazoa; Arthropoda; Insecta; Coleoptera; Lampyridae
Product: enoyl-[acyl-carrier-protein] reductase, mitochondrial-like
Exons: 1
Coding region: 664-1758 (364 amino acids)
Biological process (GO): fatty acid metabolic process
Cellular component (GO): mitochondrion
Molecular function (GO): trans-2-enoyl-CoA reductase (NADPH) activity
Source: RefSeq, a predicted model, not a curated record